CGUAAUAGAGAGCAAGCUUACCUUGCCGGUGAGUGGAAUUUCCCUCGCUUUCGUAGCUCUUUCCUUCCGAAACCAGAGCCCGCGUACCUGCAUAAGGAGGCUCACUACCAAUCACCGGGUCCACGCCUCAUAAAUGUGACGCUGCGCUCGACUGCGCCAUCGACACGGUGGUGCUGUCAGUUGGCAAUGGACGUUGUGUUGAAGGAAUUGGUAGAUGUGAGUGCUCGCGUUUUUUUUGUUCUGAAUCUUUACUUUCUGUUGUGUUUGUGCGGCUCUUUUUUUCGAAUGUCGGAUACCACGCUCAUCUGAUUCAUUCGCUAGCGUGGGCUUCGACUCAAUGACUUUAUUUCUAUUUUUACAGAAUGUCACGGCGGUGCGCUGGAGUAUUCAAUGUCAACAGCUUCGUAAUAUCGAUUCAACGUUGUCCAACGUCCUCUACUUCACCACUACGUCUUCAACGACGGAGGCUCGUGACUGUUUGCACGCUUCUGACACUCGUGUGCACAUGUUCCCAUUUGUUCGCGCCCGCGUCUGCACUUGCCUGCGCAUGUUGGUACUUGGGUACGGGUUUUUGCCGGGAUGGCCCCCAGUACCCAGAAUUUACCCGUGCAGAUCGAUAUGCUACCCUGGGUCUUGUGUGCGGUAGAUUUCCUGCAACUGUCGUGCAGCUAACACGAAGAGACAGUGCUGCUCGCAGUUUACCGACCAUAAACUUAUGCGAAAAUCGCGUAGACUUUCAGACAGGAUGCGAGCACCAAAAAUGGGCGAUCCAUACCAUAGAUGGACCAUUAUCAUGCUUCAAUAUUUCCAUAAGCGCAUUAUUUAUGAGCUGACUGAGCAAACGCCGGACCGCAGUGGAUGUCAAACUUUC
Messenger RNA from Suillus plorans, 871 nucleotides. RefSeq lists its product as uncharacterized. Lineage: Eukaryota; Fungi; Basidiomycota; Agaricomycetes; Boletales; Suillaceae. The record is from RefSeq and is a predicted model, not a curated record. The transcript has 3 exons. Bases 363 to 833 code for a protein of 156 amino acids.